Cuscuta europaea is the source of this 1452-nucleotide messenger RNA. NCBI's taxonomy places the organism in Eukaryota, Viridiplantae, Streptophyta, Magnoliopsida, Solanales, Convolvulaceae. The record is from the annotation of a GenBank genome assembly.
AAAAAACUAACCCCCAAUACAUUCAAAAUGUUAAAGGAAAUUACUUGCAGUGUGAUGUCAUUAUAGAUAGAAUAUUUACUAAUAUAUUAUGUACUGAGCUAAUGGACCCGAGAAGCCCAACCCUUGUGUAAACCUAAUUCUCCUCUAUUUAAAGAGGGUCUACCUAUUGGAAUAACACACCUCUCUCACUUUCCUACAACACGUUAUCAGCACGUAACCCUAAAUUUUUCCACGCCUCCCUCCUCCAAAUUGCCGCAGCAGUCCGCAGCCUCCCUCCUCCAAAUCGCUGCAGCAGUCUAACCAGCCGUCCAGCCAAGCCGCAGCACCACCGCUGUCCGCCUACGGUCAAUUUCCGAUUACUAUCCAUCGAGACGACUGAUCCAACUCGACCCGAGUUUGACAUCCUGGACUCAGAAGGACUUGAGUACCAUCGCUGGGUUUCUGACAUAGAAACCACUUUUGUGGCUAAAGACUAUUCCGCCACGCUUGCCGACCCUGAGAGUUUAAAAGAUAAUGCACCGUCUGAAAAAAUAAAGGCUGCUGCGUUAAUGUUCCUUAGACGCCAUAUUGACCCUAGCUUACGCUGGGAAUACUUACAAUUGAAAACCCCCAAAGAACUGUGGGACGCACUAAAAGGUCGUUUUGGGAACAUACAUGACACAUUGCUCCCCGAACUGACAGUGCAAUGGAAUGAAAUCCGCUUAGUCGACUACAAAAAGAUCAACGAUUUUAAUAAGGACAUGUUACGCCUCAAAGCGCGCCUUAAUUUCUGUGGUAAACCAAUCACAGAAGAUGAAAUUAUUGAUAAGACUCUCUCCACUUUCCCUACCUCAGCACUUAUACUAGCGAACCAGUAUAGGUUGGAGCAUAAUAACAAAAGAAUAACCACAUUUAAUCAGUUAAUUAAUUUUCUCCAAGUUGCUGAAAGACAAAAUCAAGUUCUCUUGAAUAACAAUGCCAGACCAGUUGGGACAAAGAAAAUUCCCGAGGUCAACUAUGGCAAAGCAAACACUGGAAAGCACCCUAGUGGAAGAGGAGAGGGUCGUACUCGAGGAAGGGGGCGCAACCAUCGCGGCGCGCGUGGAGGCCGAGGUACGGGCCGUGGAGGAUUUUCCAAAGUGUGGAAGAAAGAUACAAGCGGCGGGACCAGUGGUCAAACUAACAAGGCCCAUAAUGCACCAUCAAAACCUCCAGUCAAACGAGACCGAAUUGGGGAAGAACCAUGCUACAAAUGCGGAGUUUCAAGUCAUUGGUAUAAGAAUUGCCAAACCAGUAAUAGAGUUGCUGCUGCCUACAAGAAAUACAGAGAAUCAAAGGAGCAUGAAUCUCAGUUUGUGACAGACGAAGGAAAUGAGGUUGAUGUUAACCUCACAGUGGCGGAUUUUGGUGUUAAAAAUAACACCACCCAUUCGGUCGAUGCACCGGACUUUGAUUAAAUUUCCCCUAUCCCAC